AUGAAAGCGCUGCUCGUGAUUUGCAUCGCGGCAGUUUUUCACUCGAUCUUCGUGGCUUCGCACGACAAGGAUUGCGACGAAGCUCAAGUUUCUACGAAGGCGGGAGAUGUCGAAUGUAAGGAAAAUUGUACGAAAUUACACAAUGAUAAUUCGACGACAUCCGUUCCGUUCAAGGAAAAAGCUGGUAACAAACACAGACAGAGAACUAAUUCUUCGCGAUCGCGGCCCAGAAAUCGUCCGACGCAUCGUCCUCGCAAGAGCGGUAAAGGAACUCGGCGAAAGACGGAUCGCGUUCCACCUGUCGUAAAAAUUCCCGAGAGCAGUUUUUAUGAGGAAGGGCGUGAACGUGAGAGCGUUAAUGUUUGGAAUCACAAGAACAAAAACGACGAUGUCAUGGACGAUAUACCUCAUAGCGGAAUUUUUGACAAUUAUCCGUUUCACGGAGGAUUGGAGGCUGUCCUGGUAAAAUUAAAAGAAGCGCUGGAGAACAAUACUGCAGAAAAUGUGUCGAAUUCAAAUGUGUCGAAUUCAAACAUUGCCAUUGAUGACAUGAGCAGCUUCGACGAUGAAGAUCGCUGUCAGAAGUGGCUGGACAACAGGGAGAAGAUCGAGAAUGCCUUUCCGGGAUCCGUCGCCGACUUGCCAGCGUGUCCUUGCCUGUAUCCGAACACCAUCUUCUACGACAACCAGAUCUGGGACGAGAAGCAAAAGAAGAAGUUUCGAUGGCGCGAUGUGAGCCACGACAAGGACCGGCUCGAGAUCUACAAACCUGGUGCCAUUUAUUGCGUGCAGACUCUAGCAUCUCAACAAAGUGAGAGCGCUAUCGUGCAACACUGUUGCUACGAUGAGAAUAGAAAACUACUGACCCGUGGCUCCGGCGCCGGCACACCGUACAUCGUCAGUCCGGAUAUCUCACCUCUGCUGCACGACAAGAUCGACUUGUUGCCUUGGCGACUUUGUAAGGGUGAUUUCACGAGAUAUAACGAAGUGAGAAUACCCAAUAACGGCAAUGACUGCGAGAUAAAUCCGGAUGAUGAAGAGUAUCAACAUCAAGUGGAAAGUGCGAAAGAUUAUUGA
This is a messenger RNA of Cyphomyrmex costatus, 1077 nucleotides long. RefSeq lists its product as uncharacterized. The record is from RefSeq and is a predicted model, not a curated record. The transcript is spliced from 5 exons. NCBI's taxonomy places the organism in Eukaryota, Metazoa, Arthropoda, Insecta, Hymenoptera, Formicidae. Bases 1 to 1077 code for a protein of 358 amino acids.